UUUCUUGCUUGUUCUUUUUUUUUUUUCCUUUCCGGGCGAGAGUGUUUCUGGAUACCAAAGAAAAGCGUCGGGGAGCCGACGUGAUUUUUAUGAAAGAGACGGGAAGACGACACGGCAGCGAGAGGUCGAUCCAGGCUGCUGGGACUCUGCCCUGCUCGUCAGGUAAGGCUUGCCGAUCCAGUCUCAGCCUCGUCGAUCAUAUCCCCCCCUGUCGGAUGAGCAUGACUGGCGUGAGUCAAGACGAGCGUGCCGACUAGCCGUUUCAUAAAAGUCGAUAUGUGUAUUUCGCUAAGUGAAGCGAUGAGGAGUGGGAAUGACCCCGUGCAUGAAGGUCGAUCGCAGGACCCAGGACGGAUGCCAGCCGAAACGGCAUUCGCGGGGGAGGGGCGGAAAGACGGCUCCGCGGCCGAAAUUGGAAAUCAUUUCAAACAAGCCCAUGUAAAGUUGCGAUACCCGAGGGUUCCGAUGAGACCCCUGAUUUAUCCCCAUCCUGCAAUACUCUUCACAUUGCUUUCGUCCCGUGGUACGCUAAAGCACGUGCGGCCGGGAGACGGACGAGACUCCGUGAUGCUUGAAGCCUGCCUGUACUCUCCCACCCACGCGCGCACGCGCGCGCCACCGGGAUCCAUCCCUGACCACAUGUCUUUGCAGGGUGGGCUUGGCCUCGAACCCCACUGCACCGGUCGAGGUCUGCAAUCGUGUUUGGGUUUCGGGUGCGUCGUUCGUCUUGCCUCGUCUGCCUGGCUCGGACCAGCAUAUGUUCUGAUGGGCUUGAGUCCCGUAUGUUGUUGAGGCCGGGCGGGAACCAGACGGCAAUAUGCACAAUCAGAGGUUUAUUCAAGGGAAGCUAGUUUGAGCACCGGCUUCCCUCCUUUGACUUCAAAGUCAAGUUGGGGCCUACAGCAGUUUGAAUGGAAUGAACGUAUAGCACUUUACUUAAUAAAAG
Messenger RNA from Colletotrichum navitas, 946 nucleotides. RefSeq lists its product as uncharacterized. The record is from RefSeq and is a predicted model, not a curated record. NCBI's taxonomy places the organism in Eukaryota, Fungi, Ascomycota, Sordariomycetes, Glomerellales, Glomerellaceae. The transcript has a single exon. The coding region runs from base 277 to 792 and encodes 171 amino acids.